This is a messenger RNA of Saccostrea echinata, 772 nucleotides long. Its product is annotated as dephospho-CoA kinase domain-containing protein-like. The record is from RefSeq and is a predicted model, not a curated record. Lineage: Eukaryota; Metazoa; Mollusca; Bivalvia; Ostreida; Ostreidae. The transcript has 4 exons. Bases 58 to 747 code for a protein of 229 amino acids. Gene Ontology annotation, biological process: coenzyme A biosynthetic process. Gene Ontology annotation, molecular function: ATP binding; dephospho-CoA kinase activity.
CCAAAAUGAAAGUAGCAGCUUCAACAACUUCCGGUUGAAUCCUCUGAGGGGUUCGCUAUGUUUUUGGUUGGACUGACGGGAGGUAUUGCAUCAGGGAAGAGCACAGUUGCUAAAAUAUUAAAAGAACUGGGUUGCACUGUCAUAGAUGCGGACGAAGUAGCCAGGGAAGUGGUACUACCAGGAACACCAGGAUGGAAGAAAAUUAAAACUCAUUUUGGAAGUGAUGUUUUCCAACCAAAUGGAGAACUAAACCGUGAAAAACUUGGACAAGUGAUAUUCAAUGAUUCAAAUAAAAGGAAAAUUCUUAAUUCCAUAACUCAUCCAGAAAUUUACAAAGCUAUUGCUUGGAAGGUUAUAAAAAACUUUCUGGUUGGACAACAUUUUAUUGUUCUUGAUCUUCCACUAUUGUUUGAAUCAAAGAAGAUGGUUCCAUUCAUGAGUUACACAGUAGUAGUGAACUGUUCUGAAGAGCAACAACUGCAGAGGCUAAUGAAGAGAAAUAAUUACUCAAGGGAAGCUGCUGAAAUCAGAAUUAAAGCUCAAAUGCCUUUAAACGAAAAAUGUAAGCUGUGCAGCCAUAUCAUUGAUAAUACUCAGGAUAUACAAACUACAUAUUACCAGACUGUAAAACUUCAUCAACAGUUGUCACAGAGUCGUCUGUACUGGAAAGUCCGCCUUCUGUUAGCUGUGUGUGCGGGAACUGUGAUUGGCCUGACUAUAUAUGUUGUGAAACUUGUAUUUAGAUAACAAUAAAACUGCUUUAAAUUCUUGA